This is a messenger RNA of Penaeus chinensis, 2187 nucleotides long. RefSeq names its product nephrin-like. The transcript has 9 exons. Bases 10 to 2187 code for a protein of 725 amino acids. The record is from RefSeq and is a predicted model, not a curated record. Gene Ontology annotation, molecular function: protein binding. NCBI's taxonomy places the organism in Eukaryota, Metazoa, Arthropoda, Malacostraca, Decapoda, Penaeidae.
CCGACCAGCAUGUCCAUCCUAAGCCAAGCCAAAGUGGAAGUUAGCGGAGUCAUAGGACCUUAUCCUGUAGGAGGUACUCUCGUUCUCACCUGCCAAGCGCGUGGAGGGCGCCCUCCUCCAAAUGUCACCUGGUGGCAUGGAGGGGCACUCCUUGAUGAGGUCAGCGAGCAAGUCACGCCUUCUAUGACCUCUAACACGCUGACCUUGCCGAACCUGAGUCGUCAACAUUUGCACAGGGUCAUUACGUGUCAGGCACAGAAUUCGAAUCUGACGGCGCCACUGCUGUCCGCUGUCACUCUGGAUAUGACGUUCCCGCCCCUUGAAGUGCGCAUCGUGGGCGAAACCACGCCCAUGGUAGAGGGGCGUGCCUACCAGCUGGUGUGCGAGGCGGGAGGUUCACGCCCACCAGCUACUCUAUCGUGGUGGAUAGGCGGUGCUUCCAUCCCUAACGAUAAGGGUCAGGCACAGCAGGGCAGCGGCGACGGCGGCCUGGCCUCGAGCAGCAGCAGCGCCUCCAUCUCAGCCUCGGUCACGCAGCUGGUUCCCGGCCGCCACGUGGUGCGUCACCAGCUGGCUCAGGAAUCCGGGGGGAACGUGAGCAGAUCCGUCCUGCAGCUGGUCGCCAGGAGGGACCAAAACGGAGCCAUCUUGAUGUGUCGGGCCAAGAACCCCCUCCUGCCGCAGGUCGCUCUCGAGGACUCGCUCGUCCUCGACGUCCAUUACCCCCCAAAGCUGAAGCUCCACGCGGGGAAGAACUUGGUCAUGAGUGACAUCAAGGAGGGGGACGACGUGUACUUCGAGUGUGACAUCGAGGCCAACCCGAAGGUGGACCGCGUGAGGUGGUUUCAUGAGGGCGUGGAGGUCCACCACAACGUGACCGCCGGCAUCAUCCAGAGCAACCAGAGCAUCGCCCUCCAAGGGGUCACAAGGUCGUCCUCGGGCCACUACUCCUGCAGCGCCGCCAACCGCCACGGGUCCUCCUCGUCCGCCAAGUUGAUGCUCAAGGUCAAAUUCCGGCCAGUGUGCGCCCCGGACCAGCAGUGGACGUACGGCGGGGGGAGCGACCGCGCCGUGCACGUCCGCUGCCGCGUGAAUGCCCACCCGGAAGCCCACACGUACCGCUGGGCCUUCAACACGUCCACGGAGACGGUGUACAUCCCCCGCAACCGGACGAAGAAGCAAGGCAGGAACACGAGCGUGAUGAGCUACACGCCGGCGUCGCAGCAAGACUACGGCACUCUGCUCUGCUGGGCGCACAACCAGGUCGGGCCGCAGCUGCGACCCUGCGUCUACCUCGUCACUCCCGCAGCGCCCCCGGCCCCCGUGCACAACUGCAGCGUGUGGCACAACGCGAGCGGCGCCGGGGAGGUGGUGGUGGCGUGCCAGCCGGGCUGGGACGGGGGCCUGCCGCAGACGUUCACCCUGGAGGUGCGCAAGACGUCCUCGCCGUCGUCGUCGUCGUCGUCCUCCCCCGGCUCGAGGGCCUCUCCUUCGUCGGCGUCCCUGGGCCUCUCCCUGGCCUCCCUGACCGAGCAGGACGAGCCGCACUUCACGGUGACUGGCCUCUCGCCCGGCACCGAGUACAUCCUGUCGGUGGUGUCGUCGAACAGCCAGGGCGCCGCGCCGCCCACGCACCUGCUGCACUACACGCCCAUCGACGUCGCCGAGAAGAGGCUGAGUGCGCACGUCGGGGAGACGUUCGGGGCGGCCCCGGGCGCGGCGGGGGGCGGCGGCCAGGAGGAGGAAGGGGGCGUGGCCACGUCGACGAUCCUGGGCAUGGUGGGCGGGGCUGUGGGGACGCUGCUGGCCUGCUUCGCGGUGGUGGCGGCCGGGCUGCGCCGCCACCACCGCCACGGCGCGCCCCCGCCGCACCAAGCCGCGCCGCCGCCUGCCGCCGCCACCGCCACGGCCGCGGUGUACAGCAGCAGCGGCCGCAGCGUCAGCACCGUGUUCAGCGCCGAGAGAAGCCACGACGCGGGCGCAGGGCAGGGGGGGCAGGGGGGGAGCGUGUACACGCCCUCGAGCGCGCCGAGGGAGCACGCGGACGAGGGCGGCUUCGAGCAGCUCCGGCCGGACCUCAUCAUGGUCAAGGAAGCAAUCAAAUACAAGAAGAAAAUAAAAUCCAGUGAAAAAUAUAGUCCCUUUGAGGUAUCUGAUAAUUACAACAAAACAAAAACAGAAGCAUAA